AUGAGUAAAGAUGAAUCCACACAUUCAUUCGAGUCUAGCCACCAUGUUGUUGAGAUCAUAAAAAAUAAAUUGCACAAUGGCAAAAAAAUAAAUCAAAUUCUGUUAUCAUCAAAUAUGAAUUAUGCCGUGACAUUGAGUGUGGAAGAUGAAUCUAUCUGUGAAUGGCAAUUUAAUAACGUUCUUUUCGAACCUCUCCAUUUAAUAAGUAUUGCGGAUCUUUUUGAGGAUAUUACUGAAGAACCAGAUAUUUCAUUAGAGGCUAUUGCAAACAAUAAACUUAUAGUAAUGAAAAGACCCCACGAAUUUAGUGAGUCAUUAUCAAUGAAAUUCAAUGAUAUUCCUACAAUGAAGAAAAUCCAAAUCCAAUUAUGUCCAGAUGUUUUAAAUGAAGAUCCGCAAUCUUGUGCCUUUACUAAUUAUGGUGAUUUAGCAGUUAAUGUGGCAGCAACAUUCUUUAACGAAUUUCAUGACACAAUUUUUAUGUUUUAUUCAAAAGACUUGCACGAUCACUGUUGGAUGAGUAAGAAAUCAAUCAAUUGUGGAAUACUAGGAGAAAUUAGAGCAUGUUAUUUAACCAGUAAUGAAAAACUAUUUAUUUUAGACCUUUGUGGUUUAUUAACACAAUGGAAUUUAAAUACCUUAAAAUUUGAAAAUCAAUAUCAGUUAGAAUGGAACAGGACUUGGAUGACUGACGCACUGCAAAAACAACUCUAUAUCUUUAAUAACAGUUUUACAUUGCUUGCUGUAUGUUUCCAAACUCCUGAUCAUUUAUUUAUCGCCGUUUACCUUACAGAAAAUGCAACCCUCUUAUCGCAGUGUAAGAAAAAAAAUUUGACUUAUUUGAACUUCAUUUCAUCUGAUGAAGGAGAAAGGAUUCUUUUAUUUUUUGAUACUAUAACUGAAAUAAGGGACCCUUACUAUCUUGACCACGUUAUAAAAGAACCAAAUCUAUGUGAAAAAUUUUCGGUUGAAUUAAAUAACAAAAUCGAUGUACAAAAAGCAGAUUUAUAUUUGAUUAAAAAUGAAAGGAUCUAUAGUGUAUUGGAAGAAUGUAUACUGGUUCAAGAAUUUUCUAAACAACAAUGGAUUAAAUUUUUACGAAGAAAAUUAGAGGAUUAUAAUGAAAUACGACCACUACUUAGCAAAUCUCAAAUUGAGAUUUUUUUGCAAGAAAUUUUGAGUGAAAAUAUUAGCAAAAAAGAUAAUGAAUUUAUAAAUAAUGAAUUUAAAGAUAAAGAAGUAGAGAAAACAUAUAACGGAUUUUUGGUAAAAUGGGAAGUAAAAACAAAAGACAGGGAGAGUUUUGUAUUACGGGCCUUUAAAAAAUGCAACUCGAACUUAGAACAAUGGGAUCAGGUGGGUGAAGAACGAGAAAUUCAUCCAGAGCAUCUAGAGCCAGGACAAUAUAAAUUUGUUUAUAGAUGCAAGUUACUAGACAAUGAAGAUUUGGCGAUGAUUACAGUUAUUGGCCUUUUGGUUUGGACAGUUUGGCAAAAAAAAGAAAUUAGACUGCGGUAUUAUAAGGGAUUUCCUUUUACAUCAAAAUAUUUAAAAGAUAAAGACUAUAAGAAUCGAUAUAUAACGGGCACCAUGAAGAAGGAAUCUGAAUAUGGACAAUCGAAAUUUAUUAUGAAGAAACCAUUCAUAACAAGACUUCUUAAAAAUAUACUUGAUCAUAGAGAAAAUCUAUUACCACCACCAGAUUUUGAUGCAAUCAUACCAUAUUACAAAGAAUUACGUAUGAACAAAAGUUACCCAUUUGAAGAAUUGCUGGAUGAUUAUAUUGAAGAUAAGAUAACACUGAUACUAUAUGGACACCAACUUUUGAGAAGCCUUUUGAAUAACAAAAGUUAUUCAAUGGCGGAGAAUUUGUAUAAACAAUGCAUGAAGAUAAAUAUCGAAGAAGAAAAAAUUAAUUUUUUAACAAAUAUCAAAUUAUUAGAGAUUAUUUCUUUUUCGCUUGUAGACUUAUCUCAAAAAUUCCCUGACAUUUUAAAAGAAUUUUUAUCGUAUACAUCAUUUACUAUUAUUCCAAGUGAAAGUGAAGAUCUUGUAAUCGGAAAUUUUUCUUCAUCACAUCUUCAAAAUCAUAGAAAAUAUUCACAACCUUUUAAAAUAUCUUUCAUCAAUAAUACAUUUAAUUUUUAUCAAAAAAUCAAAUUCCCAUCUCUUAAAUUCUUAACAAGCAGG
Cetraspora pellucida is the source of this 2190-nucleotide messenger RNA. Lineage: Eukaryota; Fungi; Glomeromycota; Glomeromycetes; Diversisporales; Gigasporaceae. The record is from the annotation of a GenBank genome assembly.